AUGAUUCCAGACGAACGACACCUAGCGGUAGUUUCUCACCCAUUAGUUCACGCUUACUCGGCCCCUCAGUCGCGACGUAACUCCGCCAGCUGUGGCCGAGGGUCCAGCAACAAGACCCUGGACGUCGCGACGCCUCGAACCUACAGUCUUCCAAACUGUGUGCAGAAAACCUCAACGGUGGCGCAGUUCUCCGGAGGAUCUCACCUGGGCCACGUGCAGCUACUCGUGCCCGGGCACCCUGAGGUCCUGUGCAAGAGCCUGUCUUCCAGAAGUCUGUGCAGCUCUCCCUCCGUGUCUUUCCCUGCAUCCUCCUCACGUUCAUCGCAUCACUCUUCCUCCGAAUCGGAAGCCCUGUCAAAAGAUUUUCUAGGGGUCAGAGACAUUUCCACGGACAACGGCCCUAAGCCUGUGAGGUCAGACGUCGAGCGCUUGCCGUCGUUGCCCCUGACCUCAAGUGACUUUUGUCAACGGACUGUUGUCUCUACGUCAUCACACUUAUCGCCCUCGGGGCAACAACAGAGGACACAUAUGGGCUGUCUCGGGCAGCAGCCGUCUCCUGUUUCCAGCUCCGAAAGGACUUUUGUGUGCCCUAGAUUCCGCGGGAGGAUGGGAACCCUUUCGACAGGAGUGUCUGCCGUAGGGCACCAGCAUUUAGCUUCGGAGGAAAGAACUUGCCCCUUGACCCUUAGCGAAGUGCCCGCUCCUUUGUCUUACUUUAGGGUAGUGGUGUUUGGAGAUGACGGGGUGGGGAAGACUACCCUCGUCAGACAACUCGCUGAUGGAGACUACUGUGACGCAGUGAAUGACGAACAAGAAGAUGACCUGCAUCAGAUCCUUUUGUCCGUGGAGUUGGACGAGGAGGAGUCAGCAAUGGAGGUCGUUGACAGCCCAGUGAAUACAGACAUAGACAGCCUGAGGCCAGAUGCCUUUCUUGUGGUCUACUCAGUUUCUGACCGAAAGUCCUUUGAGACAGCAGCGGAAGUGACGCAACAUCUCCGAAGUGAUCUCGGCACAGACCGGACGGUCUACCUCGUGGCCAACAAGACCGACCUCAGGCGACAGCAGCGUGUGUCCCAGAAAGAAGGCAGACGACUCGCCGAUGCGAACGACUGCCAGUUCAUGGAAAUUUCUGCGGCUUUGCGCGUGAACGUCGACGUGCUGCUGAUGGGGGUGUUGACGCACAUCCGAAGACAGCUCGUUCUGCCAGGGGAGAUAACUCCCACGAGCAUCCGCUAUUCCAAGCGCCGUGCUUCCUCCCCUGCUCGUGCCUUUCACUUUUUUUCCAAACUGCUUCGCCACGCUCAGGGGGCGAAAAAGGUCAACGUUGAGCAUUCAAGGUUCAAGCACGGUGUACACCGAUGACUGAUGACUGUUCAUCGUCAACACUUUCCGUAUUUCUCUGGCGCAGCCA
This is a messenger RNA of Pomacea canaliculata, 1411 nucleotides long. RefSeq lists its product as uncharacterized. Bases 1 to 1362 code for a protein of 453 amino acids. Gene Ontology annotation, molecular function: calcium channel regulator activity; GTPase activity; GTP binding. Lineage: Eukaryota; Metazoa; Mollusca; Gastropoda; Architaenioglossa; Ampullariidae. Gene Ontology annotation, cellular component: plasma membrane. The record is from RefSeq and is a predicted model, not a curated record. The transcript has 4 exons.